CUCGCGGGAAGCGGCGAGGCGUUGGGGUGGCUCGGCGGGAGUCUGGGAGAGCAGCCGACAUGGAGAAGCGGGGCCGGGGCCCGGGUGGGAAGUCGCCCUCUAACCCGGCGCCUCAGCAGCCGCCGGUGACGCCUCGGAGAGAGAGGAGGCCUAGCAUGUUCGAGAAGGAGGCAUAUGCACAGAUUUUAAGAGAAAGACUGCGAGAAUCCUUUCACGACGUUCAGUACGUAGAGCCUCCGUUUGAAGACUCAGCUGCUGAUGUGGGGAAGGAAUGGAAGAGCGCCCUGGCGAAGUUAAAGUUUGCUAACUCGUAUCGAAUGGAGCCAUUGAAAAAAUUCCAGGCUCAUUCAGUAGAAACCAAAGUCCAGCAGGUACUAAAGGAAAGCCUUAAAGAUGUCAAAUACGAUGAUAAAGUCUUCUCUCAUUUGUCGCUUGAAUUAGCAGACCGAAUAUUGUCAGCGGUCAAAGAAUUUGGGUACUAUCGUUAUAAGUUCAUUAUAAAAAUCUUAUUUAUUCAAAAGACGGGUCAGGCAAUCAACGUUGCCAGUAGAUGGAUCUGGGAUGUCGCAUGGGACAGCUGGGUGGCUGUGAAACACGAAGCAGAAACCUAUGUAGCCCUGGCCUUGGUGUUCGCACUUUAUUGUGAAUAGCUUGUUACGUGGGCUAAAGGACAUUUGCUUCUCAACUUUUCAAAAAUACAUGAAAUCUGUAGAUUUGUGAACCUCAUAGUAGUUUUGAUUAGCUAUAUUUUUAUCUCCAAUUGCAGCUUCUUAAUUGUAUUCUUUUUCACAACAAAGUAAAUGCUGGAUUUUUCCCUUCACACUUACUAGUUAUCAUAUUUACUAACGUUGUAUUACCCAAAGUAUAGACGUCUAAGAGGUAUGCUUACAUGCUCAUAUAUAUGUAUGUGAAUAUGUGAAUGCUGGUAGUGGAAUCAUAUGCAAACAGUAUCAUCCUUGUUAGAGUUAAGAAAGUUAGAAUUCGCUACAGAAAAUUAUGACACAAAUUAAGUGUCACCUUAAGUAAGUGUUAAGAUAGAUUUUUGGAAAACCUCCAAAAGCAGAUGUAUUUUGAACAGCAUCUUAAUAUACUGCAUGCAUUCUUUUGAAAGGACUUACCAAGUUUGAAAGAAAGAUGUUGAUAGAUUUAAUGCUUCCCUAACGAGCACCUCCCCCUCCAAUCAAAACACAAGUGUGCAGCCUGUUUGUUAGUCUAUUAGCUAGGUUCUUGUUAGCUGCAAGACCCUAAAAACCUAACAUAAUUGUUAAAAAAGAAAAAAGGAGGAAAUUUUUAUUUCUCAGGCAUUUGAUCAAGAAUCCAGGCUUCUUCUGUCUUCCCACCCUCUGCUCAGACUUCUGCACACCUUUGUUUAACUCGAUAGAAUUUGAUCGCGUCCCCAAGACUAAAUCGGUGGUAGUUCGCCCCCUGGGGCAGGGGCUGGAGCUCACUUCCUUGAAGUGUGCGGCGGGAGUGCACACAGCCAUAAACCCAAGCUCCUCUCAAGGCGGCAGGGGGUGGGCUUGGGGGAGGCAACCAGCAAGUCUGUGAUAAUUCAUACAGUUUUCCUAGUUAUAAUCAGAACUGGAAAACCUAGGUCAGACUCAAUGGACAGUAAAAAAUACCAUUAGUUGAAUAAUCUGUCUAUAAACAGGAAAGCAGGAAGAUUCAGGAGAGUUUCCUUUCACUUAGGAGUUAUGAUGAGCAGGGUGGCCCAGGACUCAGCUUCACACCACACAGUGUCGACGUGGUAGCUGCAGCCCAAAGAGUCUGCAAAACAGGACUUACCAGUCGCUACCCUUGGCCACAGAAGAAGUCAGUAACAACAAACCUAGGACAGAGCUCCUGUUCAGCGACGUGCCUUCCUGGUCGUGACAGUGCCCUGGCUAGGGUUUGCGCUGACUGUCCCAUAAAUGACUGCUGCUGAGCAUGCUCACGCCUCCUCCCAGGGCCACGUGUGAAUCAAGUUAGCCAACAGCUGCCAGGCACCUCUGGCCGGCCGGAGCGUGGCUGGAGCACUGCAGGUCCUGGAGUCACGCCCCAGUACUCGCCCGAGGCCCAGAGCUGCCUUAGCGCUGCUCCUCCUCCUGCCCUUCUCCCAACCCACGCCCCCCACGGUUGUGAAACUCUACACUCUGAAGUGACUGAAAAUCACCCCCCUUCCAUCACUGCCGUGUCCCCCGCCGGGUCCUCACUUCUCUCACAUCAGUUUCGGUGGUUGCUUUCUUCAGUGUUUUCAUCUGUUGACUGUUCUGUUGAACGUACGUGUUGUGCGUCUACCAAGUGCCAGGCCCUGUGUGAGAGGCAGAGUGUGGACCCGUGGGCAGAAUGGGCAGGGCCCUUGUCUUCCCGGAGCCCUCCUGUGUCGGGGGCUGGCUUUAAGUAACUGUACCCCUAUAAAUGAUGGCCAGUGCUUCGAAGGAUGAGCCAGGGAGAAAACCCAGUGGACCUACUUUUCUUGGCCUCAAGCCUCAUCUUCGCCAUGAGACUGAAGAUGUAACCAUGUCAGAAGCAUAACUCGGUUACAUGGCUCCCUGCCUCAGGACCCCUCAGUCCUUCUUGGCUGCCUUUUGAGUUAAUACAAACCCUUCUGCCUACUCUUGAGGUUCCAGGCUCUCCAGAAUAUAAUACUCUGCUAUUUCCUGAGGUUUAGUGGAUUCCAGGCACAUUAUUAAUACCUCUCAUGCCAGCAGCACUGCUCACUGCCCACCCCACUCCUCCUCUCCCUUCUAAUCCGGGCCGCACUAGGGGCCCUCCUGUGUGCACUCGUGAGAUCUUGUGCACAUUCCUGUCACUUCCCUCCUCCCACCACCAAGGCUCCUUCCCGCCCCUUCUCCUCCAUGCUCCCCUGAGGCCUGCACCAGGACAGCCUCUGCCCCUCUACUGUCCAACUCCCCCUCCACCUCACGCGGGCAGCCACUCCACUGGAGCCUGUAUGACUGUGCACCAGCCGUCGUGCCAAAUAGUCAGGACGGUAACUUUUGAACCAACUUCCUGCUCUCAUUAAGGACUCAUCAGGAUCCAUCACAUCAAGUGUCACAUGAAUGUUUACUUCAGUCACGACAGAAACCUGCACAUCCCCUAAUCCGAUUCCCUGCUGCUCACAGUUUUUUUACUGACCUUCCCCCAUGGUUCAUAGAACUCCUCUCUACUCCCAGCCUCUCCUCCAGAUGCAUUUUGAGUUUCUUUCCUUAACCACAAACUGACUUGUCCCAGAGAAAGAGUCCCUGCGGCCUCCUACCUCUAAUCCCUGAUGCCUGGGAGCCGGAGGGACGGUCGGCACCUCUGCCCAUGAAAAACUCCUGGAAGCUAUGCCCUCAGGAUGCACUGUGCCUUGCGCCUGUGUUGUUGACCCCACGUCCCUGCUCCUCCUGAUUACUGAAAACUUGACCCACUCUCACAAAAGUCAUCUCCACUCGACUCCUACCAUCACCCUUUGUGACUUCAGUAUCAUGUAGGUAAUCAUCCGAUGAGGCUGUUUUGCUUUGCACAAAUUUUAGCCACUACAGUUCAGCUGGAUUACACCAGUCCCCAACAACAUGGUCCAGAUUUAAUUACCACAGUACCUUAGCUGAGGAGUUGCAUGCAGGGCAAACUUCACAGCUGCGUCUUCAGUCCCCAGGUCCCUGCGUGAAUAACAGACGGGCGUCAGGACUGUCUUUCAGUCUGCAGUUACUGUCACCACACGCCUGCUACUUAGCCCUUCAGGUCAGAAGACAGCAGAGCACGUGAUUGUGUUGCCUCCUUGUCUCCCAGGGACAAACCCACAACAUGUUGUACAAAAUAGGCCAUCCAAAGAGGAAACUGGCCCGAAAAGACGAAAGUGCAUCUAAGAAAUAAGAAGUGAUGAUGCCAGAAAUGAAACUGGAUGUGACUAGGAAAUCUGAGAAUGACAACAGAAAAGCCACGACAGGACGGGAGCUAAGCCUGCAGGAGCGUCCUGCAGGCACCAUGAGGGGAGAGUCUGACAAGUUGGAAACAAGGUGAGGUUGAGGCAACUUCUUUUAGUUUAAAUUACUCUGGGAACAGGAAGCUGCAUAUGGUUGAGAAAGCCUUUCUUGGCUUUGGAGAGAAGACUGUGCUGUAUCCGCUGUUCCGCAUCUGCAGACUCAGCCAACCACGGGAGGCGUAGCACUGUAGUACGUACUCCUUGAAAAACCCGUGUGGAAGUGGACCCAAACAGUUCAAACCUGUGUUGUUCAAGCAUCAACUGAAAUAAUGGGAAUAAUAAUAAAUAAAAAACUCAGUCAGUCUGAGGCCAGAUCAAUUCAGGCCAGUGCUGAAGUUAGUUGCUAUGUUGAUUACAAAGGACUGAAAAACAACCAUUUUCUGCCACAGAGGCUGGUCCCGCCACUUUAGGUGCAGACAUGAACUGCUGCAUGCUGGGCUUGCCGGCUGUGCUGCUGUGACGUGCACACCCUGAUGCCACAGGUCGCUUAUGACGGCCAGUGGUGUGGCAAAGGAAUGAAGAUGUCCUGGGAAGCAAGACUGAGGCGACUUCACGGCAAGGAAACUCGUGGGGAUGUUUUACAGCACUGAAAAUGAAAACGGUAAGAUGCUGGAAGCCAACCCAAACUGGAAAAGAAGCAUGACAGUUUAUCAGGGCUCAGAAAAGAUAGGUCACAGGAUGAGAAGAAGGCAAGCACAAUUCAGACUUCUGUUGGUAAAGUUUUUACAAAGAGUCUCAAUGUUUCUCCUGUUUUAAGUUACA
This is a messenger RNA of Camelus dromedarius (Arabian camel), 4708 nucleotides long. It is a transcript of the gene DYNLT2, whose product is annotated as dynein light chain Tctex-type 2. Lineage: Eukaryota; Metazoa; Chordata; Mammalia; Artiodactyla; Camelidae. Bases 60 to 650 code for a protein of 196 amino acids. Gene Ontology annotation, biological process: microtubule-based movement. Gene Ontology annotation, cellular component: cytoplasmic dynein complex; cytoplasm. The transcript is spliced from 4 exons. Gene Ontology annotation, molecular function: dynein intermediate chain binding. The record is from RefSeq and is a predicted model, not a curated record.